Molecule: messenger RNA, 1794 nt
Organism: Dictyostelium discoideum AX4
Lineage: Eukaryota; Evosea; Eumycetozoa; Dictyosteliales; Dictyosteliaceae
Gene: uglB
Product: uracil glycosylase
Exons: 1
Coding region: 1-1794 (597 amino acids)
Biological process (GO): base-excision repair; DNA repair
Cellular component (GO): nucleus; mitochondrion; cytoplasm
Molecular function (GO): uracil DNA N-glycosylase activity
Source: RefSeq, a predicted model, not a curated record
AUGGUACAUGAUAAUCCAUUUCAAAUAAAUAAUAAUAACAAUAACAAUAAUAACAAUACUAAUAACAAUUUUAAUAAUUAUAAUCCAUUUUUUCAACAACAGUCACCAUUUUUAAACCCAAAAGAUAACAUUAUAAUCAGUCAUAAUAAUAAUCAAAUUUUAACUCCACAACAACAAUAUAUACUUCAACAACAAUAUCUUCAACAAUAUCAACAACAUCAAAUUUUUUUACAACAACAACAUCAACAUCAACAACAAUUACACCAACAACAAAUACAGCACCAACAUCAACAACAAUUACACCACCAACAACAACAACAACAACAAAAUUAUCAAAAAAUGAAUUUUACACAAUCUCCAAAUAAUAGUAGUAAAAAGAAAAGAACUCAUGGUGAUAGUGAGCAAACAUCACCAACAUUUUCAUCACCAUUAUUUAAUGGUUUUACAUCACCAAUCGAUCAAAAUAUUAAUAAUAAUAUCAUCAAUAAUAAAAGAUUACAUUUAAAUAAUGAAAAUAAUUUUAUAAAUAUAAAUGAACCAACAAAUGAAAAUUUUAGUGAAAAUAUUAAAAAAUCAUUAUUAGAAAAAGGUUGGAGAUCAAGGUUACAGGGUGAAUUUGAAAAAGAUUAUUUUAAAGCAUUGAUGCAAUAUUUGGAUCAAGAGAAAGAGAGUGGUAUAAUGAUAUCACCACCAACUAAUCAAAUAUUUAGAUGUUUUAAUACCACACCAUUCGAUAGUGUUAAAAUUGUUAUUUUAGGACAAGAUCCACCAUCAAGUUCCAAUCAAGCCAAUGGAUUUGCCUAUUCAGUCGAUACAACCAUAUCCAGUCAAUUACCAGCCACAUUAACCAAUAUAUAUAAGGAAUUGUCAAAUGAUUGUGGAGUAUGUAACGCAACCACUCAUGGCAAUUUAGAAAAGUGGGCACAACAAGGUGUCCUAUUAUUGAAUAACUCUUUAACCAUAAAAAAAGGUUCAUCAGAGAGUCAUGCAAAUCGUGGUUGGGAUAGAUUUACAGAUCAAGCAUUAUCAAUACUCGCGACCGAAAGAAAGGGUAUCAUUUUCUUUUUAUGGGGAAAACAUUCUCAAGAGAAAAUACAUCUCAUUAAAGGUGGUGAUAACAAUUCAAAUAAAGAUAAUCACCAUACAAUUCUUACAGCAUCCCAUCCUUCACCAUUUUCAGUUUCAAAAGGUUUUUUUGGUUGUCGUCAUUUUAGUACGGCUAAUAAUAUUUUAAUUCAAUCUCAACAAUCACCAAUUGAUUGGGAUUUAGAUAAUAUCGAUUGUAAUAAUAACAAUAUUAACAAUAAAAAUAAGAAUUUAAAUUUAAAUGUAGAUUAUAAUAAUAAUAAUAAUAAUAAUAAUAAUAAUAAUAAUAAUAAUAAUAAUAAUAAUAAUAAUAAUAAUAAUAAUAAUAAUAAUAAUAAUAAUAAUAAUAAUAAUAAUAAUAAUAACAACAACAAUAAUAAUAAUAUCAAUAAUAAUAACCAUAAUAAUAAUAAUAAUAACAACAAUAAUAAUACUAAUAAUAAUAUCAAUAAUAAUACUAAUAAUAAUAAAAGUAAUGAUAAUAAUAAUCAUAAUAAUACUAAUAAUAAUAAUACAAACAAUAACAGUAACAACAUUGAUAAUAAAGAAAACAAUAAUGAAGAAAAUGAAAAUGUAGAUUUUAAUAAUAAUAAUAAUAAUAAUAAUAAUAAUAAUAAUAAUAAUAAUAAUAAUAAUAUCAAUAAUAGUAAUAACAAUACUAAUAAUGAUAAGAGUAAUAGUAAAUCAAUUGAUAACGAAAAUCAAUGA